Hermetia illucens (black soldier fly) is the source of this 7901-nucleotide messenger RNA. RefSeq lists its product as uncharacterized. Bases 199 to 7758 code for a protein of 2519 amino acids. Lineage: Eukaryota; Metazoa; Arthropoda; Insecta; Diptera; Stratiomyidae. The transcript has 8 exons. The record is from RefSeq and is a predicted model, not a curated record.
UUUUCAAAAAUGCAAUUGAAUUCCAGGCGAUGUUUUCUUCUGCUGACUGAAAGCAAAAAAAUUGUUGGAUGAAACUAACUGAGAAAAAUUUAAAGUUUAUCAUUUAAACGAAACAAAAAUAAUUGCAAUUUAUAGUGCAAAAAUAAUUUUCAUCAAUAUUUAUAUUCACGCUCUUAGUAGACGAAUUAAUGCGGAAAGAUGGCAUUCUCAACUCAAAAAGGUUUUUUGAGGAUGGACUUCAUAAAUGAUGUCUGCAGAGGCCCCAAUCAAGACGAUGGGAAAGGAUAUAAAGCUUCAUUAAAAACAUAUUCAUCCUGUACGGAUUCACGGGCUUGGAGUUUAUCUAGAGAAAAUCAAACAAAAUAUCUACAAGACUUAGUCAGCUGUGGAACAUGUAGAGGAGGGCCUUACAGUGACGAGGGAAGGGGCGACGGGGAAGAAAUGCCAGGACACCCUCGCUCAGAUAGACAUAAGAGACCAGGGAGGGGACCUGUGAGGGGACCCGAUCAUGUGUUGCAGUCAGCUGGACUAACAGGUGACUAUGGGACAGGCGAAGCUGGAGUAGGUAAUUUAAAACCUGGAGGAGAAUAUGGACCUGAUCAAUUUGAUGGUGGUAUUGGCGAAGUUGGUCCAAGCAGAGCUAGUCCAACGAGAUACGAUUCAAGUGGAGCCGGACCAAGUGGUGUUACUACAGGUGAUAGAAGCUUCGGGCCUGGCGUCACUACUGGCACGGGUGGACCUGGAUCGAUCGGACCUGUCGGUGUUGUCACAAGUGGCAGCGUCGGCCCUACAGCAAUUGUAUCUGGUAGCCCUGGUAGUGGUGCGACAGGAAGUAAAGGUAUUCCUAGUGGCGCUGGCACUGGGAGACCAGGGAGUAUUGUACCUGUUAGUGGACGUCCGGGUACCUUUGGACCAGAGAGUGGUGGGCCUGGCAGUGUCGGUUCUGCAAGCAGGGGUCCUACCGCUGGAGGAGCAGCAAGUCAACCCGGAAGUUUCGGACCUGGGAGUCAAGUACCAAGUAUUGGGAGACCUGGUAGUCUAGGGCCUGGUACCGGAGUAGCCAGCAGUUACACACCUGGUAGUGGACUUGGCAGUGGAGUACCUAGCAGUGGGAAGCCUGGAAGUGUAGGCCCGGGUAGUGGAGUACCUAGCAGUGGGAAAAGUGGAGGACCCAGUAGUUUCGGGCCUGGAAGUGGAGGUCCUGGCAGUGUAGUCUCAGAUGGAAAAGAACUGACUAAUGAAGGGACUGUCAAUAUUGCAACUGGUAGUUUUGUACCCGGCAGUGGAGUUGCUGGCAGUACCGCAGCGGGAAGCAGGGUGCCUGGCAGUUUUGGUCCCACAAGCGGUGGACUUGGCAGUAUCGCAUAUACUGGAGAGGGACCCGGAAGUGGAGAACAUAGUAUCCCCGGGAUUGGUAGCGUUGCUCCUGGAAGCGUUGGACAUGCUACUGUUGGUUCUGAUACUUUUGGCGCAGGUAGCAUUAGACCACCAACUGUUGCACCUUCCACUGCAGAUAAUGCCACAGGCGCCCCCGUGAGUGGACCAUCAGGAGCUCCAAGUGCCGGAAUAAUGACAAGUGGCCAUUCAACUUCUUCAGGGGGCACAAAACGUCCCAGCAUAGGAACGGGCCGUGGAAGAGGUUCCGGUGGAGUAACAAUUGUUGAGGGACCUGUAAGUGGGGGUCCCGGAAGCACUGUCAGCCCUGGAAGGAGUUCAAUGGUAAAUGGUAACAAAUAUCCUGAUGAAUCUAGCCAAGGAUAUACUGGAAAAGGAACUCCAAGCACCGCCCCAGGAACAGGUAGAGGAAGUCAUGUAAGCAGUGAACAUCCCAGCGGCUACCAUUCAGCUGUUCCCGUUCUCAGCACGGAACAAAGUUGGGGAGGUCUUAUUACAGGGCCUGGAACGAUUGAAGUCGAAGGUGGAAUUAUUCCAAGUUACAGCAAAUACAGUGGUACUCCUGGAGGUGUAAGCUCACAUGUCAUUGCUUCGGGCGGCAUGGUUGUAGGAGUUGGAGUCAGUGAUAGUAAAGUCACUGGCGGUUCAGGCCGUGGAAGUAGUCAUCUAAGUGGUGUGGUUGGUGGGCCAAGCACUGGUGUAGUUACGGGCGCAGAAAGUGUAACAGCAACAUUAGGUGGCAGUGGUGGUGUAGUAAGCGGAGGACCUGGUUCUAGGGGACCAUCACAAAUAAGUGGCGGUAGAGGAACAGGUGCACCCAGCGCUGUUUUUUCGAUUCCUUCUCACAAGGGCUCGGGAAGGCCAUUGGUUGGUCCACUCCUUUCUGGGGAUAGUUUGAUCGAAGCGGCAUGCCUUAAGCUAGAUGAAAUCAAUGCUGUUGUACGAGAGAAUAAUGAACUGAAAAAACAACUGAAAUAUUCAAAUGAAAAGCUAGAAUGCAUAUGUGCGGAGAACAGUAGGAUGAAAGGGAUUGUUUCUGAUACUUCAGUAGGCAGUUUAGGCCCAUUGGAAGAAGAGCUAAAGAUAUUGAAAGCAAGGGGAAACUUCUCUCCGGAAAAUGCGAUUAAAGUGAUUAGAAUUUAUGUUGAUGACAUAAAGGCUCAUAGUCGUAAGGCUGACAUGAUUGCGGCAGAAAAUGAUUCACUGAAGCAACAACUAGCCAAGCUUGAAGCUCGCAUACAGGUAACAACAUUGCCUGCUGAAAAGGAGACAAGUACGGAUAUCAAUUAUUUACAAACAAUGGUAAAUAACUUGCGCAAUGAAGUCAUUCAACUGCGUGUGAUUGAAGAAGAUUGCGCUCGUAUGCGAGUCGAAUAUGACAAACUGAAGCAAAGCAUGAAGGACAUUGGUAGCCCGGAGGACCUAUACAAUAUGAAGAAGACAUCAGCGGCCCUUCGUGAAGUCAAGUGUGAUCGAGAUAGACUACGCCAUCUGAUUAAUUCCAUGGUUGGGAUCGAGGACGAUAUUCGAAAGAUGAGGGAACGCGCAGAGAAAACGGAUCAGUUGGAGAAGCAAUUGGCUGAUUUAAAGGGCGGUGGUGGGGGCAUAUGUGGUAUGAGUCGUGAGGAAAUGAAAAACGAAAUCGAACGUUUGAAGCGGGAAAAGGACGAAGUCCAGCAGAAACUCGAUUGUGUCAUGUGUGCAGAAUCGGACAUGACUAAUAUGCAGGAUCAGCUAAGGGAAUUCGAUAGGGUUUCAUGCGAGUUACACCUAUAUAAGAUUCACUACAAUGAACUCAUAAAUGAGCUGCGUAGAGUCAGCACUAGACUCCUUCAGCUUGAACCCGAAUUGGAGGAAACUAGGCGUAGGCUUGCCCUCGCUGAAACGGCAAUAUGUUCCUAUGAGAAACAAAUGGACGAACUGAUGGAAGUUAUUCGAGAGCUGAGCGAAGAAGAUGGACGCAAUCCAAAUGGUACUCCUCCCGACGGUAACGUUGGUUAUGGGGGUAACGGAGGCGGCGGUAGUAAUGGUUACGACGGCCACGACGGUGACGACUUCCGAAGUAACAAAUAUCCUCCUUCUGGUACAUACCCGUCCCAUAUGGGCUACGCAAAUUCAAAUCGCUCCAACCCAGAACUCCUACUCAGUACUGGGAAUCCCAUUAACUCUCCCAACACACAAUAUCCAAUCGUUGGUCAAGAAUCCAUGAGUGGUAGACAUGUUUCCAGCUCAGAUUGCAUUCCACAAGAUGGUCAUAUACAAGAUCUACUUACAGUCGCUAAAAUGGUGGUCAUUUUCAUUCAGAAAGAAGUUGCCGCCCGUAAAAAUCUCCAGGAAGAAUUGGACGCCUGCAAGCAUGAGAUGUACAAUCUCACCCAAAUAAGUAAGUCCACCGAUGGUAGGUUGACCACAGCUGAUAGGACAAUGGAAAGUAGCAGAGUCAGCAAGAGUUUCAAGUUAAGCAUGAGUGGAAAACAGAGCGAAAGUAGAGAUCGAAGCGAAACAGGAAAAACAAACGAAAGUGGUAAACCAAGUGAAAUUGACAAACCAGAUAAGAUUGACGAACUUAGCCAAGUUGGCGGACCGAGUGUAAAUGUAAAAUCGAAUAAAAAUCAUAGAUCAAAGAAAAGUGGUAAACCAUGUACAUGUGGCAAGAGAGGCGAACCUCAUACGCUCAGCGAAGGAAAUAAGUUGAGGGGAGGGGAUAAGCCAAAGAAAAGCAGGAAGCCUUGCACAUGCGGCCAAAAAGCCGAAUAUCACCAUCCAAGCGUAGGUGAUAAACCAAGUGAAAGUGGUCUACCAAUUGUAGCUGAAGAACCAAGUACAGGUGGCAGACCAAGUGUGGAUGAAAAGCCAAGUGUAGGUGGCAAACCAAGUGUAUAUGGUCAACCAAGUGUAGGUGUUAAACCAAGUGUAGAGAGCCAAUCAAAUGUAGGCGGUCAACCAAGCGUAGCUGGUCAAUCAAGCGUAGGUGGUCAACCAAGUUUAAGGGGUCAACCAAGUGUAAGGGGUCAACCAAGUGUAAGGGGUCAACCAAGUUUAAGGGGUGAACCAAGUGCAAGUCAAAAAGCAAAUGAAUCUAGCCAAGAUGAUAAACGAAAUUUAAGCGGGGAACCGAGCCUAAAAGAGAAAGUUAGUCAAGCAGAUAAACCAAUUAUUGAAGGCGCUGAAAAGGAAAUCUGGUCUUCCCAGUAUGGGAAACCCGGUGAUCUGAUAUCUGAAUUAGAAAAGCAACUAAAAGAGUGCCAGAUGGAGAAAGAUCGGGCUGUAAAAGAAAAUGAUACACUGCGUGGUCAAAUUUCUAAUGAAGACAUUGAGGAUUUGUUGGAUCAGUUGAAUGCCUGCAAGCGAGAGAAUCAGAGACUGCAGGGAUUGCUCAGUGAGGGCGGUUCUCGGCAUUUCGAUGAGAUGUUUGAUGAACUUAAUGAAUUACGAUCCAAGAUGAAUGAAUGCGAAGAAGAAAAAAAGAAACUGAACGACAGAGUACAGGAGUUGGAAAAGCUUCUUCAGGCCAGUAAAAACGAAAAUGACCUUUACACUUUGCUCGAAGAAAAGCAGGAGGCAGUUGACUCUUGUCAGGCUCGUGUGGCCGAAUUGGAGCAACAGGUGGCGAAGUUGACCAAAGAGUUGGAGGACAGCAUAAACAAUUGUGCACAACAGGUUGCGGACAUGAAGAACCAAAUAAAUACAGACAAAGUUGACUUAGGUGAGCAACUGGACAAAACGAUAGCGAGUCAGGAAGACAAACAGAAAGACCAGGAGAGUGUUAUCAAUAAUUGCCAGCAACAACUUGACGAACUCAAAGCCCAGUUGAUGCAGGAGGUUGAAAAGUGCCGAAAAGAGAAGGAAGAAAUGGAGAAACAUGUGUCGAAACUUGAGGAUGCUAAGGAUGAUCUUGGAAAAGCCGAAGACGAAAUUGUUCAGGAUCUCAGUGAUAUCGAACAACGUCUGGAGCAAUGCAUGCGAGAGAAUCAGACUCUCCAGAAAGAACGCGAUGACUUGGGUAAUCAACUGAAAGAAGCGAAAAUCAACGCUCAAAAUGAGAUCGAUAAAUUGCGCGAUGAAAUGAAACAAAAAGAAGUAGACCAGGAGAAGGCAAAGGACGAGCUGUCACAGAAACUCGCUGAUGCUUCGAAUAAAGUUGAGGAUCUUCACUCAAAGCUCGAACAACAGGUACAGGAAGGCAGUGUAUCUAACGAUGAUUGUGAAAAGGUGAAAGCAGCAUUACGAGACCUACAGGAGAAGUACAGACAACUAGAGAGUAGAUACGACUCACUACAGCAGCACGACUCAAGCAUUCAGAAAGCUCUGGAUGAGUUGAGGAAGGAAUACGAAGACAAAACCUUGGAGUGGACAAAAGAGAUCAAUGAGCAAAAGGGCUUGUUGGAGCAAGCAAAAGCAUCCUUGGAGACACAGCGUGCGGAAAUAUCCAGACUGAACGAUGUCCUUAAACAGGGCUCAUGUAAAGAUCUCGAAGAUCAACUGGCCAAAAUGACUGCUGAACAUAAUAAACUGAAAGACGAAAACGAGAAGUUAAAGGAAUCCAUCCAGGCAAGGGAAAAAGAAGCCGCAUCCGUACAGGAGAAAGUAGAGAAUAUCGCAAUUGAUGUUAAUAAAGUGGAUGAACAGUUGAAAGCUACAGAUUGUUCAGCGUACAUCAAAGAAAUCGAUGAGUUGAAAGCGGCGAUUGCUAAACACUUGGAAGAAAUUAAAAAGCAAGCCGACCUCCUGGACAAUCUGAAGAAAGAAGUAGAAGCAGCGAAGGCUGCAAAAUCCGAACUCGAAUCCGAAUUAGCAAGAACAAAAGCCGAUAAAGAAGCUACGAACCAAGCACUGAAAGACCAGGUCGAUAAACUACAAAAAGACUUGGAGCUCGCCAAAAGUACUGCUCCUCCCACACAAGGCAACGAUGAGCUGAUCAAAUGUUUAGCUGAGCAGAAGCGCCUACAAGAGGAAAAUAAACGCCUUCAAGAUGAAUUCCAGCAGCUCGAGAACCUCGUGAAAGACAUUGAAAACGAACGUAAGAAAAAUAAGGAGCUGGAAGGACUGAUUGCUGAGCUGGAGCAAAAAAUUAAGGACCUUCAAAAUAAACCUGCUCCCAUUGCACCGUCCACAGAUAUCAAUGUUCAAGGUGCUGUUGAGAAAAUAAAGGACCAAUUACAGGCGGAAACCAAUAAAAAUAAUACACUGAGUGCUGAAUUGCAAGCAUGCAAGGCCUCUUUGGCUGAUGCGCAGAAAAAGCUGGAAGAGACUCAGAAAGCUUUGCAGCAAGCAAGGAUUGAGAUGCCACAAUCAGAUUGCGAGAGGGAGCUCGCAAACUGCAGGACACAACUGGACAAGGCCAGGGAAGAACUUGUGGCAAUGGGAAGACAACUCGAACAAGCAAAAGCCUCAAUGGAUCAAACAGGCAAAGACAUUAUUCGGACAUCAUCGAAAGACGAAAAAGACGGUACAGUUCCUCUCAUUGGGGGAGCCGAAGCUCCUAGUUCGAUAUUGAAGAUUCCUUCAUUCCCUGAUCCUACUAGUCCAGUCACUCUGCUGUUCCCUGAUGAAACAGUUCCACCAGGGGAUAAACGAAAACACCUAGGACCAUUGAAGGGUCAAGAAGGUGAAGCCAAAACGGGUUCCAAGCCGUCCAUAGAUCGCAAUUCAAACGAAAUGUUCUCGUCAACCAUAAAUGAAAUCCGGGCUAGCCAUUGUGAGAAUUUAGAAAAGAUGCAGAAGAUGUACGAGGAGCGGAUGCAAGAGAUGAUGAAAAACCACGACAGGGAAAUCGAAUCGUUACGAAUGACCAAUGAAGCUCUUCGCAAUAUGCUGCAAGAUAUCAAGGCACAGAUAGCAGCUUUGGGUGGGGUUGGUGGUGUCGAUGCCAAUAAACUAGAACAAAUCAACAAAGAAUUAGAUUCUGAAUUAGAUAUUUGUGGACAGGAUAAGAAACUUAAUAAGAUAUGUAUGAAAAUUAUAAAGACAUCGAUAAAUUGUCUCAGUUUACGAGAACUCAAGUACCUCCAUUGCGCUGUGUAUAGGGCGGGAGUGAAAAUGAAACCAACAUCUAUUGUCCAUUCGGAGGAUAUAAAUCGUUGUUGCGAAUGUACAGGAUUCAUCUGUUGUUUGCCAAGUAUUCCAAAAGAUGCCGAGAAGAAGUUCAUUGAGAGAAUAAAUUGCCUGGAAAAUGAGUUGGAAAAUGCAAAUGACCUUUUGCAACGCUUGCGGGAUCGUUAUGAAUCGAAAUCAGGUUGCAAUCGUCGAUGCUGCACUGGUCACUCUGAAAGGAGAAGUGUACCACCACGUGGUAUCAACGAUGCCGUGAAUCAGAUUUUAAAAUGCGCGAGAGAGGGUAACAGAAAUUCAGGAUAUCGAUGAAUUUACGGAGUUAGUGAUCCAGAAUUUUUUUUUUAAAUAAUGAAUGUUGUGUUUAUUUAUUUUUGAUAUAAUUCUGUGUGAUAUAUUUGAUUCACGGUAAGAUUUUUUCAAAUGAACACCCGAUUGUCAAUAGACAAAUUCAA